GUAGUAGUAAUAGUGGUGGUGGUGGGGGUGUAGUAGUAGUACAAAAAAAACAAACCUACAGAAUGUGGUGCAUGUCACGUGACUGCAUGCCAUGCGUCCUAACAGGCUUAAUUUGACAGAUGACUGAAUAGGCUGAUGCGAAAGUCAUGUGCUCAGUAAAUCCUGGACAUCAGACUCGUAUAAGUUAUAAUUUUCUGCUAUUGAUUAUUCUCCAGGUUGGCCUACGCAAGGUGGAGGGAGUAUGGCCGUUACCACAAACUUUCACUUCCUCGACGGAGAGAUAUCCACUGAAGCCCCAGACUUUCUACUUUGGUUACCGACAACAAUCAGCCGCCCAGCAGGGCUGCUCUGUUCUGGAUGUUGCCUUCAAAAGAUACUUUUCUGUUAUUUUUCCAGGCUACACUUCUGGAAAUGAUCACCUGCGAUGUGAGGGUAAAGCAUUUUUUGUUGAAAUCAGCGUCGACAGUCGUGAUUGUGAGAGUUAUCCAAAGGAGGACUCCUCCGAGAGAUACAAUCUGAGUGUCGCUGAUGGACAAGCAUCUCUGAAUGCAGAGACAGUGUGGGGAGCUCUAAGAGGUUUGGAAACGUUCAGUCAGUUGGUGUAUCAAGAUGAUUAUGGCUCGUAUUUUGUGAAUAAAACAGACAUUGAAGACUUUCCACGGUUUCCGUUCAGAGGACUUUUACUGGACACUUCACGUCACUAUUUACCAGUUUCAGCCAUUUUAAAAACUCUGGAUGCAAUGGCGUACAAUAAGUUCAACGUUUUUCACUGGCACAUUGUUGAUGACCCCUCCUUCCCUUAUCAGAGCCGCACCUUUCCCAACCUUUCCAAGCAGGGGGCUUUCCAUCCGAUGACUCACAUCUACAGGCAGUCAGACGUGAGGAGGGUGAUCUCAUAUGCCAGGAUGAGGGGAAUAAGGGUCCUUCCGGAGUUUGAUUCACCAGGCCACACAAAAUCUUGGGGAAGAGGGCAGCCAGACCUGCUGACGUCCUGCUACAAAAGAGGGAUUCCGUCUGGCACUUUUGGUGCUGUUAAUCCGGCACAGCCUUCCACUUAUCAGUUCAUGAUGUCACUAUUUAAAGAAGUGUCAUCACUGUUUCCUGACUCCUACAUCCACUUAGGAGGCGAUGAAGUGGACUUCUCCUGCUGGAGAUCCAACCCUUACAUUCGUGCAUUCAUGCAGAAGAUGGGAUUUGGAGUAGAUUUCCCUAAACUGCAAGCCUUCUACAUGGAGAACAUUGUGAACAUUACGUCUGCUCUCAACAAGACAUCUAUCGUGUGGCAGGAUGUUUUUGACUACCACGAACAACUCAGUUCUCUGUCAGUGGUGGAGGUGUGGAAGCAGGGCUGUUACCUGUGCGAGGUCCGCAGGGUGGCGAAAGCAGGGAUCAGGGUCAUUCUGGCCUCUCCGUGGUAUCUGGACCAGCCAGGGCCCACACACAACUGGGCCCGCUACUACACUGUGUGGCCCCUUGCCUUCACAGGUACUGAGGACCAAAAGCGUUUGGUGAUCGGAGGCGAGGUCUGCAUGUGGGGAGAGUAUGUUGAUGCUGCUAAUCUCUCUCCUCGGCUCUGGCCCAGGGCAAGUGCUGCUGCGGAGAGACUGUGGAGUGAUGAGAAGCAGACCUCCAGUGUGGACAAUGCAUUUCCUCGACUGCAAGAGUUUCGAUGCAAGCUCCUGAGGCGUGGAGUCCAAGCAGAGCCUCUGCACGUGGGACACUGCAAACACGAGUACCAAGGUGUUUGAGGAUGCAGUUUACUGAGGAUUUAAAUCAAUUAAGUUAAUGGUUUCAGUGUUAGUUAAAAAGUGUUGUGUUUUUUUUUUUUAUUUAACGUUUUUGACUAUAAGAACUAUUAAGAUUCUUCAUUAUUUUGUUUUUCCAGCUUAGAGUAAAAAUGUAAAUACUCCAGCGCUUUCUCAGGGACUUAUUUAUAUUUUCUUCUUAGUCCUUUUUUUUUAUUUUAAAGUAAACUUUAUUUUAAAUUACUGUUUGAAUAAUGAAUAACCUUAAUAUAGAAAUGUGAUGCAAUGUGUAUAUCCU
Messenger RNA from Cololabis saira (Pacific saury), 2043 nucleotides. RefSeq names its product hexosaminidase A (alpha polypeptide) (gene hexa). Gene Ontology annotation, molecular function: beta-N-acetylhexosaminidase activity. Gene Ontology annotation, biological process: glycosaminoglycan metabolic process; carbohydrate metabolic process; ganglioside catabolic process. Bases 147 to 1748 code for a protein of 533 amino acids. The transcript has 14 exons. Gene Ontology annotation, cellular component: membrane. Lineage: Eukaryota; Metazoa; Chordata; Actinopteri; Beloniformes; Belonidae. The record is from RefSeq and is a predicted model, not a curated record.